GGUCCAAUUGAAUAGUUUAUUUAGUAGGAGUGAACACAGAGGAGAAGAACGAGCCAGCCAGAGGGUGGCAGUGGUAGAAGUAUCAGAGUGAGCUCCCCCUAAACAACGCGCACAUAUCUGUACUGCAAGAGAUGUAACUUUUUGAGGAUAUAAUCAGUCACGGGGGUAAAGAGAAGGGGACUGUUGUGCAUUCCGUCUGUACCUGAAUUGCUGGAGGCACUGUGUUUAAUGUUAACGGACGUCUGGAGUUUGAUGUGCAAGGAACCAGCGAGGAUGAAGCGUCUUCCUCGAACCAUUGCAUUCAACUGAGUGGGUGUCCGAGGAGGCAGUCGACCCACCCAUCCUUCCUAAAUGUUUGAAUGAAGCAUCUUUAUAUUUCCGAACGGGUCCAUAUCAGAGGAAUAUAUUUCAUACUACAUUCUGGGGAGAAAAUGUUACGCUUGGUUCUAACAGUUGUUCGAAAUAAACCUGGAUAACACGAGGAAUACAGCAACAGAGCUGCCUGCUUCACCUUUGGAUUCCCUUGAACGUUUGGAGUGUGCAUGUACUCUUUGAAGCAUCUCGGGGUUGCUGAGCCCAUGCGAGAGUGCGAGUAUAGUCAGAUUAGCACUCGCAGCUCCACACCGAUGGAGUCCCCGCACAAGAGGAAGAGCCUGAAGAAGAAGUGGCAAGCCUUCCAAGGAAGGAAUAAGUUUUACUGCGACGGGAGGAUUAUGAUGGCGAGACAGACGGGCGUCUUCUACCUCACCCUGGUCCUCAUCGUUGUCACAAGUGGACUCUUCUUUGUUUUCGACUGCCCGUUCCUGUCGUCCCACCUCACUCCGGCCAUCCCUGUGAUGGGCGGCGUGCUCUUCGGCUUUGUGAUGGGCACGUUACUAAGGACCAGCUUCAGCGACCCAGGAGUCCUGCCCAGAGCCACGCCAGACGAGGCUGCCGACCUGGAGCGCCAGAUAGACGUGGCCAACGGGUCAGGCACCACUGGCUACAGGCCGCCCCCCAGAACCAGGGAAGUGGUCAUCAAUGGCCAGACGGUCAAGCUCAAGUACUGCUUCACCUGUAAGAUCUUCAGGCCUCCUCGAGCGUCCCACUGCAGCCUGUGUGACAACUGUGUGGAGCGCUUCGACCACCACUGUCCGUGGGUGGGCAACUGUGUGGGGAGGAGAAACUACCGCUUCUUCUACAUGUUCAUCCUCUCGCUCUCCUUCCUCACCCUUUUCAUCUUCUCCUUUGUCAUCACCCAUGUCAUCCUCCGGUCUCAUAGCAUUGGGUUUCUCAGCGCACUCAAGGACAGUCCAGCCAGUGUGCUAGAGGUGGUCGUUUGCUUCUUCUCGGUCUGGUCCAUAGUGGGGCUUUCCGGUUUCCACACCUACUUAAUUGGCUCCAAUCAGACCACCAACGAAGACAUAAAAGGUUCCUGGUCCUCUAAACGAGGGAAGGACAACUAUAACCCCUACAGCCACGGCAACCUCUUCACCAACUGCUGUGCUGCCCUGUGUGGGCCCCUGCCACCCAGUCUCAUCGACAGAAGAGGCUACGUCCUUCCUAACACGCCCCUUCCUGCUCCCCCCACCAAUGGAAUCACCAUGUAUGGUGCCACUCAGUCCCAGAGUCACAUGUGUGACCAAGACCAGUGCAUUCAGAGCACCAAAUUCGUUUUGCAGGCUGCCGCCACGCCACUGCUCCAGAGCGCCGAGCCGCGGCUGGUGACGGAGGAGCUGCCGCUGCCGGGCCGCACCUCGCUGGGGGGGCCGUGUCCCUCGCUGCUGCUGGGCCAGCCCACGCCGCCCACAUCCACGCCCAGCCUGAGCUGUGACGGCGAGAUCAUCCCCCCGCACCCGUCACAUCCUCCGGAGCCGCCGCACCUCCACCCGCACGCGCCGCACCACCACCACGCGCCGCACCCCCACCACCACUUCCUCACGCCCGAGGAGGCGCCCUCGCCGCCGGGAAUGCUGCCGUGCGGGAGCCCCCUGUCUCACAGCCACACUGUGCCCUUCUACCACCCGGCCAGCCAGGACUCGCUGCACGAGGACUCGGUCAGGGGCCUGGUCAAGCUCAGCUCUGUCUGACAACCCCACCCCACCAGGAGACUGCUGUCCAUCAGACAGAUGAACUACGCCCACAGCCAUAUCAGUAACGGGGACAGGGAAAGGGCAAAUUCUUUCUUCCAAUCGCCUCAACAUGCAAAUGCCUGCUACCCCUCCAUGACUGACACUAUGCCUUUCCCACUUACACACACACACACACACACUUUUGGUGAUUCUGAAAUUAUCAGAGUCCCACCCAGCCUGCGUCUUGCCAACACAUACACACACUCACCCCUCAGCUGGCGUUGAGAAGUCCUAGAGAUCCACCGAUCUCUCAUCAUGGCCUGAUAAUCCACUGCCCCCGACCCUGGAAGGCCCCAAUCUAGCGCCCCCUAGAGGCUGAGCAGAGGCUGCAGGAAUGAGGGCUGCAACCAUACCUAUGGUGCCAUUCAGGGAAGAGGUAAAGUAGUAGUUCCUCCUGAACAAGUUAAAGACACGAAGGAAAAAAAAAAAAAGCUGCUUUGUUGUUCUCAUUAUUAUUAUUUUUCUGUCUCUUUAUGGUGCGGCGUUGAGUCUGGUGUCCUCCUUUUGUAAAUCAGACACGGUCCAGCUCGCGGCUCAGCUCCUCAUGGACUCCUGCAUUUGCCUUUCUAAUCGGAGAUUUUUGUCCACAGGGCAGUUGGCGACACGAGUCGCUGUCAUCAUGUCACAUAUCACUCGAUUUAUUAUUUUAUUUUUUGUAUGUUUCAAAACAAGACAAGUGUUGUGUCGUGCCAUACUGACUACUUUGUUUUUUUUUGUUUUUUCUCAUGUUAUAUUUCCUGUGGAUAUGAAUAAAAGCCCUGCAUUUUAAUGGCA
Messenger RNA from Clupea harengus (Atlantic herring), 2885 nucleotides. Its product is annotated as palmitoyltransferase ZDHHC14. NCBI's taxonomy places the organism in Eukaryota, Metazoa, Chordata, Actinopteri, Clupeiformes, Clupeidae. Gene Ontology annotation, biological process: peptidyl-L-cysteine S-palmitoylation; protein targeting to membrane. Gene Ontology annotation, cellular component: endoplasmic reticulum; Golgi apparatus. Gene Ontology annotation, molecular function: protein-cysteine S-palmitoyltransferase activity. The record is from RefSeq and is a predicted model, not a curated record.